AUGGCCGACAUUGCCAUUGACCCAAGGACAUCGUGUCGAUACUGCCGGGAUAGCCAGGUGAUCUAUGACUCAUCACAGGGGACCGCGGUUUGCACGGGCUGCGGCACUGUGCUGGAGGACCAUUGCUUCGACGAGGGUAGGGAGUGGCGCAAUUUUGCUCCCGAAGGUGUUGAUUCACAGCCCAAUGGCCGAGAGCGUGCUGACCUUACCAACAGCAUUGACCACAAGACUGGCCAGGGCUGCGGCACAGUGAUUGUUGGUGUCGGCACCAAAGCGCAGCGCAUGCAGGAAAAACUCUUCCGCGUGCAGAGCGCCAGCAAGCCGGAGCUAUCCGCCGGGCAAAAGGAGGAUAGAAACAUUCAGCACCAGACGGAGAAGGCUCGAGAAGUCGCGAUGCGGCUGAAUCUUGGGGAGGAGAUCGUGAACCGCUGCACUGUGCUGUUGCAGGACUUGGCCGCCAAGGGCCUUCUCAAGGAGAGGUACCAGACUGCCUGGUACUGUGCAUUGGUGGAGAUCGCUUGUGAGGAGGAGCCGUACGGCAAAAAGACUGUUCAUGAUUUUGCCCACGCACAUCGUCAGUACAUUACCAACAAGGUGGAGCCUCCACAAUUGAAGCGCAAAGAGGGGAUCAUCACUGCCACUUUCAACCAGGCGUCUAUUGCAAAAGAGCUGAAAGGCGAGGUGGUAAUAGGCAAUGUCAAGGUUGCGCUAGUCCCUGGCGAUCAGGCCUCCCUGCUAGUCCGGUCGUGGGGUCAGAUCGGUGAGGAGGAAUUAGGGGAGUUUUUCCGACAACGGUUGGAGGAUAUGCAGCAAAAAAAGUGUGUGGCACUCAUCACAAAGCACUACGACGCCCUUUGCUCUGCCCUAGACCGCGCUAGAGCGACAUACUUGGAGACCGAGGAUCUCUACAAAAACUACGUGAGAAGCUUGGGUCUUGCUGCAGAGGUGGUGAAACCCGCAAAGCACAUUGCAACUGAAGCUCUCAAGCACAGACUUGUAAGAACGGGCAAGGAUUUGGCGGAGCGAUCGGUUGUGACUGGUGCAAUGGCCAGCGCAAUUUUUGUCGUUGCCUGGCUGUUGGACGUGGAGAAGAAACCAAGGUUGGAGGAUGUAGCCAAAGCUGCGAAGGUGAGCGAAGGCUAUGCCAAGAUGACCUACAGCAGCAUUCGCCGAGAGAUCUCCAGAGUUCUUCCAAAGGACUACCUCAGCCGCUACAUAGACCGAGUUCGGACGUUGCCACAGCCGGACAGCAUCAGUAGGAAACGUCCUGCUGAGUUUCCUGCUGGAAGGUAG
Durusdinium trenchii is the source of this 1293-nucleotide messenger RNA. The record is from the annotation of a GenBank genome assembly. Lineage: Eukaryota; Dinophyceae; Suessiales; Symbiodiniaceae.